AUGUCUUACCCGACCAGGCCGGCUUAUGUUCAUCUUGGGACUUGGGACGAUGAAACCCGCAAGCACCCUGCCAUGAAGUGGAUGGAAGAUUAUACCCUCUUCUUCAACAAGCGUGGAGACUGGAGCCAAGAAGAAUGUGACUGGUUCUCUGCCGACGCCACUCUCGUCAAACCCGACGGCUCAGUGCACACCGGCAACGCCCAGGCAUUCAGUGAAGCCAAGGGGAUGUACGGCGCGUUCACCCAGGAGUUCCAUGAGCCCUACUUCCUUGUGUGCUUCGAGACGGACGACGGCUGGGAGAUGAUUGGCCAAGCCCACUUGUUCGCCAACUGCCAGGGAACGCCGACGGCGCAGGAGAAGAAGGUCAAGGACCUGCAGGGGAGGGAAUGGGACGUCAAGAUCCCUGGAGGCUUUCACUUCUUCUACAAGAAGCAGGCGGGGGCGCCCCAUGACGGAAUCGUGUUGAAGAGGACGGAGAUCAUGAGCGAUUCUUUGCCAGCAGUGCAGAUCCUCAUGGCGAGAGGUGUCCUGAAGCUGUGA
This is a messenger RNA of Fonsecaea erecta, 540 nucleotides long. RefSeq lists its product as hypothetical. The coding region runs from base 1 to 540 and encodes 179 amino acids. The record is from RefSeq and is a predicted model, not a curated record. NCBI's taxonomy places the organism in Eukaryota, Fungi, Ascomycota, Eurotiomycetes, Chaetothyriales, Herpotrichiellaceae. The transcript is spliced from 2 exons.